This is a messenger RNA of Phycodurus eques (leafy seadragon), 1450 nucleotides long. RefSeq lists its product as uncharacterized. Bases 10 to 789 code for a protein of 259 amino acids. The record is from RefSeq and is a predicted model, not a curated record. Gene Ontology annotation, cellular component: mitochondrion. Lineage: Eukaryota; Metazoa; Chordata; Actinopteri; Syngnathiformes; Syngnathidae. The transcript has 8 exons. Gene Ontology annotation, biological process: iron-sulfur cluster assembly. Gene Ontology annotation, molecular function: iron ion binding; iron-sulfur cluster binding.
ACAAUUAAGAUGGCGGCGCACACGAGAUGGGCAAUGUGCAACUGGCUACGGACGGCGAAAAAUACAACUUUUAUUCGAUUUCCAGAGAAGACUGGUAUUUCAUACCACACCCAGAUUCAGAGGCGAGUCCUUUCUGAACCCCCGACCAGAAGCACACACGUCUCAAUAAGACAGGUAUCCAUCCAGACUGAAGACACCCCAAACCCAAGAAGCUUGAAGUUUCUCCCAGAUAAACCGGUUUUAGGACGCGGGACGCUGGAUUUUCCCUCACAGAGCUCAACGGACUGUUCAUCUUUAGCCAGAGACCUCUUUGAAAUCGAAGGAGUGAAAAGUGUCUUCUUUGGCCCGGACUUCAUCACCGUCACUAAAAUAGACGAGGACUUGGAGUGGACGGACAUCAAGCGCAAUGCCCUGGAGGCCAUGGCGAAAUUCUUUGAGAGUGGCGACCCCAUCACAACAGGAGAAGUGCACCCAGAAAGUAGUGUCUCUGAGGAUGACGACGAAGUGGUCUUGAUGAUUAAGGAGCUUCUCGACACCAGAAUCAGACCGACGGUGCAGGAGGACGGCGGAGACGUGGUCUUCAAGGGCUUCGUGGACGGCACGGUGCAGCUGAAGCUGGUGGGCUCCUGCACGGGAUGCCCCAGCUCCACAGUGACCCUGAAGAACGGCAUUCAGAACAUGAUGCAGUUCUACAUUCCCGAAGUAGAGGCGGUGGAACAGGUGGAAGAUGAAGUGGACGAAGUCAACGCGAAGGUUUUCUCAGCGCUAGAACGCAAAUUACAAGAGUAAUUAUGAAGUUGGUUGACCGAUGUGCUCAUUGAUCAUCUCCCCGCUUCACAAAGAAGACAAAUGUUGCUGUGUGUUUACCUGUGCUCGCUUCUUAAGAGUUAACAUGAUCGUUUUCACUUUUCCCCACAGAAAUGUUAUCACAUCAAGCUAAGGAUGCUAAUGUGCUGUGAAAAGUCCCAUUUUUGCAUAAUGUAAUCAGGGAAAAAAAAAAAAGGUCAAUUUUGUUAAGUGGCGCCUGCGAUCCUGCAAAUGUUGUAUUUAUUUUCACUGUAAAAAUACUGUAUUUUGUAAAGCUUUUGCACGUUGGUGUCAUGCAGAUUGAAGAUGAUACAAUGCCUGAUUUCAUAAUGGAACAGAUCUAUUUGGAAAUUAGCGGAAGUAGGAGCAUAGAUACUAAAAAGAACAUUUACAAUUAACAGUAUUGUAAUAAUUCCUCAUGUCCACUGCAUCCCAAUAAAGUUCACAGUCUAAUAUGACAUUGUAAUCGAACCUAAAGAAAAGCCCCCCCAACGCCCCUCCCUGCUUUUUCCCUCAUUUUGGGAGCAUUAUGAGUCAUCAUUUAUUUUAGUUCACAGGUCACAUUCAUUCCAAUUUAAUCUCGAGUGAGCUGAACCAGUAUAUUUGUGGUUUAAAAAACAAUAAAGAUUACAUUUUUCCCCCA